GAAAAGGGGAAGCGACAAGAAGAAGAAGAAAAAAAAGAAAAAAAAAAAGGUACGAGGAUGCCAGAACAAACCACUGGCUACUCCGUAAUACUCCUAGUACUCCGUACUCCGGAGUCUCGUUUUCUUGUCGGGUCCAGUCCCGCACCGGACGAGGGACCGCCGAUCUUCUUCUCUCUCUCUCUUUCUCUCUUCCUCCUCUCCCCGUCCGAACUUCUGCCCCCCAAAACUCUUGCUCCAUCCACAACGCAGUCUACUAAAAGUAGACUAACCGGCACACUAGAUCGAUGUCUAGUCCGCCCAAUCAGUCCCCCGGCUGAGUCUAAACCGCCGUUUACCCGAUUCGGGACUAAUCGUCUUCUCGCUUCUCUGCCUCUCCUUCUCUAUCCUCCCACUACUUUCGUUCGCUGCUCGUCUGUCCUCCUUUUUGGUCUUUCUUUCUUUCCCAUCCGAUUUUGGGUGUGGAAGUCUCGACUGCUACGAUCAAUUUCUAACCACCAGAUCCCCCCCAACACACCGUCAUCAUGUCCGGCAAUCCAUCCGGUUACCAAUAAUCCUACCCUUAAUCUUUCUCUUUCUCUUUCUUCUUCUGUCGGAUGGUCCCCUCCAUUAAUCUAGUCUUCUUCAAUCGUUUUAUUUUAUGACAUUGAGUGUCUCGGUCCCUGACGUAUUGGAGUUUCUUCUCUUCUACUGUGUGAGAAACUAACGACUUAAAAAAAGAGAGAGAGAGAGGGAAGAAAGCAAUCAGAACGGU
Messenger RNA from Aspergillus steynii IBT 23096, 751 nucleotides. RefSeq lists its product as uncharacterized. The record is from RefSeq and is a predicted model, not a curated record. NCBI's taxonomy places the organism in Eukaryota, Fungi, Ascomycota, Eurotiomycetes, Eurotiales, Aspergillaceae. The transcript has a single exon. The coding region runs from base 58 to 615 and encodes 185 amino acids.